Molecule: messenger RNA, 999 nt
Organism: Arachis duranensis
Lineage: Eukaryota; Viridiplantae; Streptophyta; Magnoliopsida; Fabales; Fabaceae
Product: protein FAR1-RELATED SEQUENCE 5-like
Exons: 4
Coding region: 1-999 (332 amino acids)
Source: RefSeq, a predicted model, not a curated record
AUGGAACGCUCAAAUCUGGAAGGGAAACCGAAUAGCACAGUGAUCAAUGCUAGUGAAGGCAAUGAUGAAUUGAAUGAGAAUGGCGUUGUUAAUCAAGAGGGUUCCUUGGUCGAUGAAAUCACCGACGUCAUGGUGACGAGAAAUGAUGAGUUGGAUUUAAGACACGAGUUGCCAGAUCAUAGUGGGCUCAGUGAAGAGAAAAUCUCAGCCAUAGGAAUGAGAUUUGAUUCGCUGCAUUUGGCACAAGAGUUUUAUGCAAUUUAUGCAAAGAAAUUGGGGUUUGUAACUAAAGUUAGGAAUAUGAACUUCGACAAGAUGUGGAAGGACACAAAGAUACCCAUUAAUCAAUCUCUUCACUGCACUCGAGAGGGUUAUCGAGAAUCUCGUGUUAAGGCAGCAACUAGGUCAAACAGAAUAACAGCCACGAGAUGCAAAGCAAGAAUGUAUGUCAUGAUGGACAGGGAGAAGGAAUGUUGGGUUGUGUCCAGGGUAGAAUUGAGGCAUUCUCACCCCUGUUCGACUGAGAAAGCUGUCCACUAUCGUGAGUACCGGGAGUUGACCAUGCAUGCCAAGUGCGUCAUUACAGAUAACGAUGAAGCUGGCAUAAGACCCAACAAGAUGUAUCUAGCACUGGCAAACAAAGUUGGUGGGUCUUCAAACCUGAGUUUCUCAGAAAAAGAUGUCAGAAAUUACAUUACAAGCAAUCUCCGAUGCUCCGAUGACAAUGCGGACUUUAAUGGGAUGAUGAAUUAUUUCGUUCGAAUGAAGGAAAUCAAUCCCAACUUCUUUUAUGCCAUAGAUGUUGACGAUGCUAAUAAAUUUAAGAGCGCACUUUGGGUAGAUGCAAGGUGCAGGGCUUCGUAUGAAUAUUACGGAGAUGUGGUGUCGUUUGACACCACGUACAGAAGAAACAGGCAUGGUCUACCGUUUGCAUCCUUUGUCGGUGUAAACCACCAUGGAAAGUCUACUCUUCUUGGCUGUGCUUUACUUGGCAAUUAG